Raphanus sativus (radish) is the source of this 1425-nucleotide messenger RNA. Its product is annotated as ERBB-3 BINDING PROTEIN 1. Lineage: Eukaryota; Viridiplantae; Streptophyta; Magnoliopsida; Brassicales; Brassicaceae. The record is from RefSeq and is a predicted model, not a curated record. Bases 115 to 1293 code for a protein of 392 amino acids. The transcript has 9 exons.
UAUUUGAGCAAAAACGUCGCUCACACUUCUUCUCACCCAUUCUUCCCUCAAUAGGCUCCCACCACCCCUUUAACCAUUUCCUUAAACCCCUAGCGAGUUAACGACCUUGGAGAGAUGAGUUCUGACGAUGAGAGAGACGAGAAGGAGCUGGAUCUCACCUCUUCUGAAGUCGUCACCAAGUACAAGAGCGCCGCUGAGAUCGUUAACAAGGCGUUGCAGUUUGUUUUGUCUGAAUGCAAACCAAAAGCUAAGAUUGUCGAUAUCUGCGAGAAAGGAGACACCUUCAUCAAAGAGCAAACAGGGAGCAUGUACAAGAACGCCAAGAAGAAGAUUGACCGAGGUGUGGCUUUCCCUACGUGCGUUUCUGUGAACAACACCGUCGGUCAUUUCUCACCGCUUGCAAGUGACGAGACUGUGUUGGAAGAGGGCGAUAUGCUCAAAAUUGAUAUGGGAUGCCAUAUUGAUGGGUUCAUUGCUCUUGUUGCACACACACAUGUUCUUCAAGAAGGGCCGGUUACUGGACGCAAAGCUGAUGUUAUUGCUGCUGCCAAUACUGCUGCUGAAGUUGCUUUGAGGCUCGUUCGUCCUGGGAAGAAGAACCAUGCUGUCACUGAAGCUAUUCAGAAGGUGGCUGAAGCUUAUGACUGCAAAAUUGUGGAAGGGGUUAUUUCCCACCAGAUGAAACAGAAUGUGAUAGAUGGAAGCAAGUGUUUCCUAAGUGUAUCCACUCCAGAGACAAGGGUUGAUGAUGCUGAGUUUGAAGAGAAUGAAGUCUAUUCCGUAGAUAUUGUGGCAAGCACUGGUGAUGGCAAGCCGAAGCUUUUAGACGAGAAGCAAACAACUGUAUACAAGAAGGAUGCGGAUGUUAAAUAUCAGUUGAAGAUGAAGGCCUCCAGAUUCAUAUUCAGCGAGAUCAAAGAAAACUUUCCCCACAUGCCAUUCACUGCAAGGUCACUGGAGGAGAAAAGGGCACGUCUUGGACUUGUGGAGUGUGUGAACCAUGGCCAUUUGCUACCGUAUCCUGUACUUUACGAGAAGCCUGGGGAUUUUGUUGCUCAAAUCAAGUUCACAGUUUUGCUGAUGCCAAAUGGUUCGGAUAGGAUCACUUCACAUACACUUCAGGAGCUUCAACCUACGAAGACCAUUGAUGACAACCCUGAUAUCAAAGGGUGGUUAGCCUUGGCUAUCAAGAAGAAGAAGGGUGGUGGAAAGAAGAAGAAAGCCAAGAAGGCUGGAGAGAAAGUAGGGGAGACCUCAACGGAGGCUGAGCCAAUGGAAACAACUCAAGAAUGAGAUAUUUCUGUCGCUUUUGUUUUCUUUUUAAGAAUUUUUUGGAACUUUGAGGUACUUCUUUAUUUGUAUGUUUGGGGUUUCAGAGAGUCUCUGCUUAGAAGUAAAAGAAAAGAACAAAAAGUUACUUAUCAA